This is a messenger RNA of Liolophura sinensis, 1036 nucleotides long. Its product is annotated as sugar transporter SWEET1-like. Bases 91 to 747 code for a protein of 218 amino acids. The transcript has 6 exons. Gene Ontology annotation, cellular component: membrane. Gene Ontology annotation, molecular function: sugar transmembrane transporter activity. Gene Ontology annotation, biological process: carbohydrate transport. The record is from RefSeq and is a predicted model, not a curated record. Lineage: Eukaryota; Metazoa; Mollusca; Polyplacophora; Chitonida; Chitonidae.
UCAAAUGGGUUGACAUCCUAUUAUAGAUGAUUAACUUUACACUUUAUAAGCCACGUUCAUAUUCCAAGUUUAACACUGCUCUUAUGAAAGAUGGACACUUUCACAUCAAUCGAGUGGCUGACACAGAUUGCAACACUGGUAAUGUUCGCAGCCGGCAUACCACCAUGCUGGCACAUGUAUAAAACUGGUAAUACAAGAGGAGUGCCGUACUACUUCUUCCUGCUAGGUGGAAUCAAUAACAUCAUGGCAGUGUACUAUGGCAUUUUGAUAAACAACUCUGUCAUCCUGUUUCUGAACAUUGUGGGCACAGUUCUGAAUGGCAUGUAUUCCUUCACAUACAUCUAUGUGGCUCAUUCAAAGAAAAGUGCCUUGUUUCAGUUGAUGUUGGGGGCCGGUUGGUUGAUAGGCCUGGCCUAUUACCUGACAGUCUUUGUCGAGUCCCCACAAACGGUAACCUAUCAGUUAGGCCUGAUUCUCUGCCUCAUCACCACAGUACUCCUUACAUCACCUGUUUUUGAAAUCUUGGACUGCAUUAAGCAGAGAAGCGUAGCUGAUAUGUCCGUGGCGAUGUUGUUUGGAGGUCUUGUCUGUAGUGCUCUCUGGUUAUUUUACGGCAUGCUCCUGGGAGAUUUUUUCAUAUAUGCGCCAAACUUUCCAGGAGUGGCAACUGGUGUGGGUAAACUAGUACUGUUGGUCAACUACGGGGGAGGGGAAAAGACAGAAAAAACAAGCAAGAAGCUGAAUUAAUACUGGAAAUCACCUAAUCUGCAUCUAUUUGUGAAUUUAUUUUAUUUGAAGAGAUUUUAUUUGAAAGCCCAUCCCCAGAGAGGAUGAAAAAUAUAUUUUUACUCUAAAAAAUUAACUUCUAAUAUUGUUCUGGAUUAAGUGGUUUCUGUUUUCUCAAAGUUUAAAGUUUUUAUGAAAUGUUCUUUGCAAAGCAUGUUUUGACUGUUGUUAACUACACGUGUAUGGUGUACGUCUAGUUUGUAUUCUUAUGCUGCACAGGAGGAACUGUAUGAUAAACAGAUGACCUUAU